CCACUUUGUGCUGCGCAAUAAUAAGCUGUUCCAUAGUUAUAUUGCGUAUGCUUAGUACUCGACGGCACAUAUCUGAGAGCAAACCGCUAACCCUUCGAUGCAAGUUUUCGUCUUUUGUCGAUAUAUUUAAGACCUUAUGGCUGAAGAGGCACAAAAUUUAAGUUAAUACGUACGCGAAACAGGCUCCUUUCGUUGCAUUCUCUGAUCUGACAUAGUAAAUAAAGCAAAACAAAGCUGGACCGAUCAAUGUACAUAGUCAGUUAAAUUAUCCAUGAAAAUCAACCAAACGCUCCAAAAUUUAUAUUGGGAAAGCCACGGAGACAUUUGAAAACAAGCUGAAAACACAUUUGCGAGCGAAACUCAAAUCCUUUACAGUCUAUACAGUCGGCCCGCUUUUGGUUCACAGCGGACUACUUCCAAAACUCGAAAAAGGUCGAAAGAAGAUAGUACUCCUUCAAUUUACGUAAGUCGAACUAAGUGUAUUCAGUCAGUCGAGGAACAUAAAUAUUUUAAGUGAACUCGCACAAAACUCAGGAUUUGCGAGCGUAGUUUAGCAGGUGACAGAAUAGUCAUUAAAAUGUUUGUGAGAUAAUACACGAAGAAAGACUAGUUUUAUUGAGGUAUAAUGGAAGGAUAUCCCUUUUACUCUAUCACUAUACUGCGUGAAAAUAGUGAAAAAGAAAUCCGAUACUCAGAAGAUUGCGAACGCUGUUUUAAAGGCAGUACUAUGUCAAAUGACCGAAAACAUUUCGAAAUACAUUUGAUGAUGAAUAUUAAAAGAAUAAAACUACGACGUUUCGAAGUCAUCUUGACUCCAUUAUCAAGUACAGGUAUUAGCUGAAGUUUCGAGAUUAAAUACAAAUAAAGGUGUAGUUUUAUUAUUUUAAUAUUCAUUAUCAAAAGUCAGUUAUGUAAUACUGGUUGUGUUCGCGUUCGCGUGCUUUGCGUGUAUAGGACAUUAUGGGUACCCCUCCCUAGCUGUUCAAUAUCCUGGAGACGUUAAAAAUAGAGGGUCGCUAACUCUAGAAAGACUAGAAAAAUUAAGUCUUUUCUUCCUUGGGAUGGUGUGUUGCGCGUUUCCUUUUUCCUGGGCGUAUAUUUUUCGCUGCGAUAAAAAUACAGACAUGUAGAAAGGUCACAAUGUGUAAAAUGACCUCCUCCUCGUUCCCAGGGCUUCUCCCUUAGAGAUUAGGAACGAACAUUUUGGAAAGCCAGACCGCUACCUGCGAGCAGAUCGAAGGGACCUCUGCUCGCAGGGUACCAAACCGCAUAUACAUAAGGAAAUUUGCACAAAGACAUCAGUCUACCUGCACUUAACUCUUCAUCAAAACUGUCAGUCUUGAUGCAGAGUUAGGUGUGGCGCUUCUCUGAACAAAAUGUGUACCAGUGGAUGGAGGAGACUCGUUGGCAGUUUUGUAUUUUAAAAGUAAACGUCGUCAGAAACUAAAACUAUGCUGGUUUCUCAGUGCUUACACUAUUUGGCAUCACCAUGGUUGACACAAACAGUUCAAUAAAGUGUAAACAUGUUGCCAGUUCUCGAUAAUUUAGAAGCUAAAUACAUGACAACUCCGUACUAACAUUUCGCCCAUUUGUUAUCAUUGGCGUUCGCUGCCGACUAUCGAAAAUAACGGUCGCUAUAGCGAAAUAACGAUCCCAGCGUGCGAUCAAACUGAAAACGAAAACCAAUAUAUGAUAUUCAGUCUUUGAAAACUUAUAAGAAUAAUAUUGUCAAUAUUGUAACGCAUAUGAUCUGAAGAGAGCUAACUAACGUUAAAGUAGGGACUUGGCUAAUAGUUUCAGUGUUCUCAUAUCGGCCAGCGAUCGAAUGAUUGUAUGGAAAACGGGCUUUUUCCACAGGAUGAUGGAGACGCGACAAAAAUAUUUUGUUUAUAACUUGGUUAUUCGAGACUUGACACUUCUUUGACUUCGAUCCAGCGAGUGGAUAUCAGUUCCUCUAGAGACGACGUGUUUGACGACCUUUAGGUAUCAUGUCUCCUGAAACCGAAUCCGCGAUGUUUUGAGAGAAAAUUGUCUUUAUUUUGGCUCGUUCAUGAUAUCCAGCAAAUAAAGAAACUACUCAAGUGGCGUUUUAAAGCAUAAUACCAUAGAAAUCAUAGAGAAUUCUUUCUUAAGUUUCUUGGUAAUUAUGUAUCAUUUUCAAGACCAAUAUUUAAAUAUCACUGGGAAGAUUUUCCUGUACAGCGGAAGGACAUAUUUUUGGUGUAAGAAGCUUAUUUAUGAUAUAACUUGUCAUGCAGUAUUCGACAGUUACGUCAUUCAGUUAUAAAAAAACCCGUCAGUAACAAAGAAAUAAAUAGUUGAGUUCUAUGAAUAUAGAGCAUUCGCUGUGAAAACUUCUUCCUGUGGCUCAGCAACUAUGAAAGUCAUAUUCUUGGUGAGCUUCCUUAUUGCCCUUCUGGUGAGAUCUGAAGAUAUUAUGCCAUUUAAAGAUCAAUGUCUUUACUGGCACAACUAUUUCCGAACACUUCAUCAGGUUCCUUCCGUCACCUGGUCAACGAAACUUCAAAAAGAGGCACAAGAUUGGGCCGAUUAUCUUGCAGCAAACAAUAAGUUUCACCACAGUCCGAAGAAUCCGGGGAACUUGUACCUGUCAGCGUACAAACCGCGAGAGUAUUGCAGCGAUGCUAUUUGGUGGUUCCAUAACGAAGAAAAGUAUUAUAAUUACAGCAAUCCUCGCUACGUCGUAGCGGCUGGACAUUUUACUCAGCUGAUUUGGAAAAACUCUAAACAGAUCGGCGCUGCCUUUGCUGUACGUAAAGACAAGAGGCUUGUUGUAUCUAUCAAAUACAAGCCCGGCGGCAACGUCAUUGGUUACUUUAAGAAAAACGUCCUUCCUCCAACUGCGUCUCUUUUGGGACCGGAAUGGGCUCGAAUCCCGCCUAAAUUUGCCAGGUGCCCGAUAUUGACUCCGACUGGGUCCACUGAAGGGAGCGCGUCUAAUGUAACGCAGCCGUAUGUGAAGGGGUCAGCAGGAAUAGUUGGGUUAACUCUGGAGCUCUUCACUGGGUCUUUUAUCCUUGCAACUUUAUUUUCGUAAAGCUAUAAGGGCGCUGGUUACCCCGAAUAGCUCAUUUGGGCUCCCUGUGGACCGCGAUCUGUUUCUUGGUCAGCAGCAGGUCAAUAAAAACAUUGUAGUUUGGUAUCUUAGUGACUUAGUGACUUGGAAUACCCGUACGAAGUGUAUACUUAAUGAACAGUUAUUUAUUUUGAACAACAGUUUGAUAUUAGUCCUGAGAAAGCCAGACUAUAAAUAUAUUAAUAUCAAUAACAUUUUAUUUUUAAAGAGAGGGACAUAAAACAAGUUAAAAAGUCCUUUCUUAGAUCUUCGUCCCUAAACAUGAAUUAUGUUUUAAAAAACAGUUUUCAGAGAAGCGUCAUGUGAUGUGAUAUAAAAUGACAAACAAACUAACUUAUGGAUCUAGGAAGAGGUAUAUCAGGUUCUUUUGUGAUCGCGCUGUCAUGUGUAAUGUUUUUAGCCACGAUGGAUAAAUUUUAACAGCAAACAUUUCAGGGUUGUUCCACGCUUGAAUUCGAAAUACUGAAAAGUUAAAACUAUAUUAGUUAUAUCAUCAAAGUUAACUUAGUAAACUAAACAAUAUGAUUUUUAUGAUGAUGAUGAUGAUAGACAUCUUUCUAAUUUUUUGUAUAUUUUGAAAGUAUUAUGUAUAAUGAUUCAUAUUUCGACAAGUACUGACUUUCUGUCUUUGCAAUACGUUUGUAAUUUUAAAACUAUUCUAAGCCAAAUAAAUUAUAUUGUAAAAUUCAACUAUUUAUUUGUGACGUACAGUGAAAUUUCCUCAGCCUCUUAUCGAAGCAGUAGACCUCAAAAUAAUAGUCUUCCGGGGUAUACUGCUAACCAAAGGAAAGUAAUGAGAAUGGCGGAAAUAUUGAAUAGAUUGGUACGGAUUACGAUUGACAAACUUUAAAAAUUAGACAUUUACCAUCACCCAUAUCAGAAAUAAAGUUAUAGACUUAGUACGUAAGAGUAGCGAAACCUAGAUAUAUAAGGCAUAAAAUGGUUUACAAUGACGAGUCGUGAAAAUUUUGUAACAAGGUGUAAAUACGAAUAAUAAACUAGACGUAACUAAUUGUG
Messenger RNA from Orbicella faveolata, 4114 nucleotides. Its product is annotated as Golgi-associated plant pathogenesis-related protein 1-like. NCBI's taxonomy places the organism in Eukaryota, Metazoa, Cnidaria, Anthozoa, Scleractinia, Merulinidae. Gene Ontology annotation, cellular component: extracellular region. The record is from RefSeq and is a predicted model, not a curated record.